Mytilinidion resinicola is the source of this 1997-nucleotide messenger RNA. Its product is annotated as ATP synthase-like protein subunit alpha. Gene Ontology annotation, biological process: proton motive force-driven ATP synthesis; proton transmembrane transport. Gene Ontology annotation, molecular function: ATP binding; ADP binding; proton-transporting ATP synthase activity, rotational mechanism. The record is from RefSeq and is a predicted model, not a curated record. The coding region runs from base 101 to 1762 and encodes 553 amino acids. NCBI's taxonomy places the organism in Eukaryota, Fungi, Ascomycota, Dothideomycetes, Mytilinidiales, Mytilinidiaceae. The transcript has 7 exons.
GCAGCUUCCAUCGCACCCUCUCCCAAUCUCCCCUCUAUCCUUCCUGCUUCAAUCUCAAUUGAUAGCAGUGCUAUCCGAAUAGCCUCUUGAGCUCAUCACAAUGUUCUCGAGAGCCAUCCGCCAGUCGAGCCGGGUCGCGGCAAUCUCUGUCUCGGGCAGAAUUGCAUCGACCCGAUCCAUCCCGGCCGUCUACAACACCGCAUCCAAGCAGGUUCGCAACUAUGCCGCCGAUGCGAAGGCUGCCCCGACCGAGGUGUCCUCGAUUCUCGAGCAGAGAAUUCGAGGUGUGCAGGAGGAGGCGGGCCUUGCCGAGACCGGCCGCGUUCUCUCUGUCGGUGACGGUAUUGCCCGUGUCCACGGCAUGGCCAAUGUCCAGGCCGAGGAGCUAGUCGAGUUCGCGUCCGGUGUCAAGGGCAUGUGCAUGAACUUGGAAGCCGGCCAGGUCGGUGUUGUGCUCUUCGGUUCCGAUCGUUUGGUCAAGGAGGGCGAGACCGUCAAGCGGACUGGCGAGAUUGUCGACGUCCCAGUCGGCUUGGAGCUCCUUGGUCGCGUUGUCGAUGCGCUUGGAAACCCCAUCGACGGAAAGGGUCCCAUCAAGACCACCGAGAAGCGUCGUGCUCAGCUCAAGGCUCCCGGUAUCCUGCCCCGUCACUCCGUCAACCAGCCCGUACAGACUGGUCUCAAGUCCGUCGACGCCAUGGUGCCCAUUGGACGUGGUCAGCGUGAGUUGAUCAUUGGCGAUCGUCAAACCGGCAAGACCGCUGUCGCCCUGGACACCAUUCUCAACCAGAAGAGGUGGAACUCCAGCAACGACGAGACCAAGAAGCUUUACUGUGUCUACGUUGCCGUCGGCCAGAAGCGAUCCACCGUUGCCCAGCUCGUCAAGACCCUGGAGGAGAACGACGCCAUGAAGUACUCCAUCGUUGUGGCCGCCACCGCCUCCGAAGCCGCUCCCCUCCAGUACAUUGCUCCCUUCACCGGCACAAGCAUGGGGGAAUACUUCAGGGAUAGUGGCAAGCAUGCCCUGAUCAUCUUCGACGAUCUUUCCAAGCAGGCCGUUGCUUACCGUCAAAUGUCUCUUUUGCUCCGUCGUCCUCCCGGACGUGAGGCCUACCCCGGAGACGUUUUCUACCUUCACUCUCGUCUCCUCGAGCGUGCGGCCAAGAUGAGCGACAAGCACGGCGGUGGAUCCCUGACCGCCCUUCCGAUCAUUGAGACCCAAGGUGGUGACGUGUCUGCCUACAUUCCCACCAACGUCAUUUCCAUCACCGACGGCCAGAUCUUCUUGGAGGCCGAACUCUUCUACAAGGGUAUCCGACCUGCCAUCAACGUCGGUCUCUCCGUGUCCCGUGUCGGUUCCGCCGCCCAGCUCAAGGCCAUGAAGCAAGUCGCUGGUUCCCUGAAGCUCUUCUUGGCUCAGUACCGUGAGGUUGCUGCCUUCGCCCAGUUCGGUUCCGAUUUGGAUGCCUCCACCAAGCAGACCCUUAACCGUGGUGAGCGUCUGACCGAGCUUCUCAAGCAGAAGCAAUACUCCCCCAUGGCCGUUAACGAGAUGGUCCCUCUCAUCUACGCUGGUGUCAACGGUCUGCUCGACAACGUCCCCGUGGCCAAGAUCCUCCCCUGGGAGUCAGACUUCCUUGCCCAUCUCCGAAGCAACGAGUCUGAGGUGUUGGCUCAGAUCGACCGGGAAGGUGCCCUAAGCAAGGACCUAGAAGCGAAGCUGAAGGACAUCAUCACCAGCUUCACCAAGUCUUUCGUGUAAAAGAAGGAUGAACAGUGUAUUUCUUAACAAAGCUUUGGUGUCAGUUAUGCUGAUGGUCAUCCGCAUAGAUGUGUAAUAUAGCAUGCGUCCCCCCAUCGGCUGUCUGAAUAUGGAACUCGUGUCACGCAUGGCAACGUGCUUUUAAAAUCAAAGUCUCCCCCACUACUCAUAUCCUCUUCGUCAGUUGUUGAUACGCAUCUCGAUUUUCUUGAAAGCAAAAUGUGGAUGUUUGAGG